This is a messenger RNA of Adineta steineri, 811 nucleotides long. NCBI's taxonomy places the organism in Eukaryota, Metazoa, Rotifera, Eurotatoria, Adinetida, Adinetidae. The record is from the annotation of a GenBank genome assembly.
UUUAGAAGAAUUUAAAACAUGGGAAGAACGUGAUGCUGAACGACCAAUAGGUGAUAAAUCAAAAAUGAAAUCAACUAUAAUAGAAGAAAAAACUAUGACGGAUGGUCAUGAUCGUUUAUCAGGUAAACAACGUCCUAGUCAAGAAUAUGAUACAACAACUGGUAAACAACGACGAUCAGAAUCAAGUACACGUUUACCAAUAAUAAAAGAAGGUUUCUUAACACGAAAACAUGAAUGGGAAGGAUAUGAACGUAAAGCAACACAUCGUACAUGGGAAAAAUAUUAUUGUGUAUUAACAAGCAGUCGUUUGUCAUUCUAUAAAGAUGCAAAACAUUUAAAAACAGGUCGUCAAGUUAGUGAUGAUCUUAUUUUAGAUGUAUCAGCUAAUGUUGCACCAGCAGUUGAUUAUCAUAAAAGACAUAAUGUAUUUCGUUUAAAACUUCAAGGUGGUAAUGAAUAUUUAUUUCAAGCACGAGAUAAUAUUGAAAUGAAUGAAUGGAUCAUGACAAUUAAUAAUUCGAUUAAUUCAUCAUCAAUAACAAGUAGUGCAACAACAUCACCAACAACACAAAUUCCAUCAAUUGCUUUAACUUCACCACCAACAGCAAGUUCAUCAUCGCGACAGGUAACAACACCUGCUAUGAUAUCAAGUACAUCAGGUGUUGAAAUGUCUCAAUCAUCUUCGGAUCAAGAACCAAAAUCACGAACAUUACCAGUACGUUCAAGUUCAUCAGUUGAACCUGGUUCAUCACAACAACCACCAGCUGUGAAAAAGAAAUCAAAUCGAUUAUUUUCAUCAAAACGAAAAUGA